This is a messenger RNA of Pararge aegeria (speckled wood butterfly), 1661 nucleotides long. RefSeq lists its product as uncharacterized. Bases 114 to 1517 code for a protein of 467 amino acids. The record is from RefSeq and is a predicted model, not a curated record. The transcript has 7 exons. Lineage: Eukaryota; Metazoa; Arthropoda; Insecta; Lepidoptera; Nymphalidae.
CUUCGUAAAAUAUUUCCCUGCUUUGGCACUAUGAAAUGACUUAAAUCAAAGGAACAAGAAAAUAUUUCUCAUUAAUUUUAGUUCGGUUGUGUCACUCGGGACAAAAAUUCAUCAUGGUUAACGUAGUCAUUGCGAGGAUUCCGCAAGGUGCAAAACUACACAAAUUCAUGAAUUUCUUGAAGAAAGCCAUAUUCAGGUGCAAAAAAGAAAUGCACGUAAAUUACUUUCGGCCUGAAAAUGAUGGCUCAAAGGUGUUAUCUUUUAGCACCACUUUUAAGAAGGCACUGAAGGCAAAAAAGACUUUGGAUGGUUUUCGGUAUGUGUUUGCAAGGGUGCCAUACCCUCUCGAAUGUUGGUUGGAGAAUUUGGAAGAAGAUGAGCUUGAAUGUAUGCCUUUCAAUGUUAAUAAUGAACAACCGCAAUGGGAGGACGACAGAGAAGAUAGAGCUGAAUAUCAGCCACCUUGUAAAAGCCGUCGUUAUUGCAGAAGUCCAGUCAAGUCAAGGUCUCCCAGUCUUAAUCAUACCAAUGAGUUGAAUGCUAUUGAAGCGAAGAUAGAGUUGAUGAGAAAGCAAAGGAUCCUGUUGGAGGAAGAAUCCAAGUUGCUGCUAGAAAAGAGAAAGUUGGAGUAUCUGCAGAAUAUGGGAUCGAAUGAUUACGGGAAUUUGGAAAAGUUCGAAGAUAUCUGUAGACGCAAUGAGCCUGACGAGAUCUCUGAAUUUCUUCGAUCGGAUAUGUCCUCUAAGCAAGCCCAAAAUAGUGUGAAACCAAAGUUACCAGGCUUCGUGGGCCCAUGCAAUGAGAUCAUCGGUCAAAUGAGAAUGCUCAUUGCUUCCCACGACGAAAUAACUUUGGAAAAUCGCUCUUUGUUCUUCAACCUACUCCGUACUACGCUGAAAAAGCGCCUAGCGGUGAUUUUGGAGGGCAAAGUCCGCUUGCCAAUGAGUGAUAUCAUAAACCUGUAUAGACUCCAGCAUCCUAUAAGCACUGAUGCUAAUCUAGUGUCUGAACUCUGCAAUACUAUCCAGACGAGUUGCUGGCCCCAAAAGCGCUUGAGAAAAAGACGUUAUGUAAAAGAUUUUGUUGGAGGUCAGACCGCAGCGGCCCAGACCACUCCCACAGAGAUGCAAGGGGUAGAUGUGACUGCAGCCGUUGAAGAUGACAGUCCUGUGGACGGAAGUCAGCUCAUCGAUUUAGAUGAAUUCGUCGAUAUGGAGAACGACUUAGAGAACUGGAAUGAAGACGUUGGGAUUGCGGUUGCCGAUGACAAGGAUACCGAAGGUCAAAGUGUUGUCAAAGAAGAUACCAACACUGACGAUAACGCUACUGAGCAUAAGGCAGAAGAAACCGUAGAAGUUGAGAAGAGUGUAAAUACACAAAAGGCAGCGUUUCCGGAUUCUGGUAAACUUGAUGAAGUAGAUAAGACUGUACUGAUAGUUGACGAAGCCGUCAAGUCUGAUCAGAGAGCUGUUGAUUAUGUAGAAGUUAAGACGACUGAAGAAAAAGAAGCACAGUAGAAUUUUACUUUCUUUAUUACCAUCUAGAAUUAAGGUAACAAUUGACAGUUACAAUCCUUAAUGAUGUUUUAUGGCUAUUUUUUAACCAUUCCAAUGCAUACAUGUAAUUCUCAACUUCGGUAAAAAUACAUUGGUCAGCAAACA